Molecule: messenger RNA, 574 nt
Organism: Cylas formicarius (sweet potato weevil)
Lineage: Eukaryota; Metazoa; Arthropoda; Insecta; Coleoptera; Brentidae
Gene: mRpS28
Product: small ribosomal subunit protein bS1m
Exons: 3
Coding region: 35-559 (174 amino acids)
Cellular component (GO): mitochondrial small ribosomal subunit
Source: RefSeq, a predicted model, not a curated record
UAUAGGUUAAGGCCAAUAGCGCCUGUACAUAUUUAUGUUUAAAAAAAUGUUCUCUUUGCAAUGCGUAUUAAUUAAAACUGUAGUACCGAAUGUAACGAAAAGACUGAUAUGCGUUUCGCUACCCAAACAGUUGUCAUCACAGACAACGCCAGAAAAUACCGAUAGUAAAACCUCAGGAUAUGCACAAGCCUUUAAAAAGUUUGAAACUAUUAAUGAGGAGGCUCAAACGAAACCGGAAUCGUUCGUGACGUUGCUGAGAAAAUCCAAAUUUAUGGACCUGGGAGACCCAUCAGGAAAAGUGGUCACAGGAAAAAUAUUCCACGUGGUGGACGACGAUCUAUAUAUAGAUUUUGGAUGGAAAUUCCAUUGUGUUUGCCCUAGGCCCAAAAUGAAUGGCAGCAGUUACGUGAGGGGUGCCAAUGUUCGCAUUCGUAUAAAAGAGCUGGAAAUGUCCUCAAAAUUUCUGGGUUUUGAAAAGGAUUUAACUUUAUUGGAGGCAGAUUGUACACUCUUAGGUCUCACAAAGGGAAGGAAAGGAAGAAGCUUGGAGAAAAAAUAGGAAAUAAAACACUUU